Fonticula alba is the source of this 974-nucleotide messenger RNA. RefSeq lists its product as hypothetical. Gene Ontology annotation, biological process: cytosolic ribosome assembly; ribosome biogenesis. The coding region runs from base 130 to 912 and encodes 260 amino acids. The record is from RefSeq and is a predicted model, not a curated record. Lineage: Eukaryota; Rotosphaerida; Fonticulaceae. The transcript is spliced from 4 exons.
CCCCCCCCCCCCUCCACAGCGCGCCCUGCCCCUCUAUCACAUAUCCCCACUGUUCAGCUUUCCGCCGCGUUCUCCCCGCUCCGGAUAUCGCAUCCCCCUCUCCUCGCUCUUCCUGAAGAAUCCGCAACCAUGUUCACCCCGAUGAACCAGAUCCGCCUGACCAAUGUGUCCAUUGUCCGCCUGCGUAAGGGUGGCAUCCGCUUUGAGAUCGCCUGCUACAAGAACAAGGUGAUGGAGUGGCGUAACCGUGUCGAGACCAACAUCGACAAUGUCCUUCAGAUCGACAACGUUUUCCUGAAUGUCUCGCGUGGCACCGUCCCCAACAAGGAGCAGCUGAUGAAGGCCUUCAAGACGGACGACGUGAAGAAGAUCAUCCUCGAGAUCCUCGAGAAGGGCGAGUUCCAGGUCGCCGAGCGCGAGCGCCAGCAGCACUCGGAGAACCUUUCGCGCGAGGUGGCCCAAAUGGUGUCGGACAUGUGCAUCAACCCGGAGACCAACCGUCCGUACCCGGUGACCAUGAUCCAGAAGGCCAUGACCAGUGCCAAAUUCACGCCGAAGGCCAAUGCCGGCGGCAGCGCCAGCAGCAGCACCAACGCCGUCAAGCAGCAGGCCCUGGAGGCCAUCCGUACUCUGCGGACCAGCGGCGUCCUGCCGAUCUCUCGCGCGCAGAUGCGUGUCUCCGUGACGAUGGACUCGGCCCGCGACGCCAAGCGCCUGAUGGAAAAAAUCCGCCCGCUGUUUUCUUCAAUCGAGAGCGAGGAUUAUUCGUCGGACUUCCAGCUCACGGCCCUGAUCGACCCCGGUGCCUUUGGCCCUCUGAAUGAUACCCUCAAUCAGGAGACCCGCGGUCAGGUUCAGCUGAAGUUCCUGUCUCUGCGUGAGGUCCGCGAGGGCGAGGAGCGCAUCCAGUGAGCCUCGUGCUCUUUCCUUUGUGACCGCCUUGACCCGGCCAAGACUAGACAUGCCUAUCGCUC